Molecule: messenger RNA, 438 nt
Organism: Pocillopora damicornis (cauliflower coral)
Lineage: Eukaryota; Metazoa; Cnidaria; Anthozoa; Scleractinia; Pocilloporidae
Product: UPF0728 protein v1g117062
Source: RefSeq, a predicted model, not a curated record
UCAAUAUGGCGGUCUCGUUGCUAACAUAAACAACAACUGACUUUCGACCUGGGAAAUGGUCAAACACAAAGUUACAGUGAAGUUUGGACCGUAUAUGUCAUGUGGAAUAGUUGAACAUCGAACUGCGCGUUUGGAGGGGCUUCAAGCGCUCUUGAGAAGUGAGGGACACACAGUAGAAUUUGUCAAAACUCGUGACAGAGAUGACGUUGAACUGGUAGUUCACGGGGAAAUAAUUUAUCGUUGUAAAAUUCAGACGCUUCAGUACGGGGGUGAUGGAAAACUUGAUCCAAUAUGUAAAGAAGCCCUUGCAGCAGUCAACAAAGCCUACUAAAUGAAUCAUUAUCUGAAUUAUAUUUACCUGAUAAGAAGUACUUGACUUUUUACAAAAUUGAUGUUAAUAAUUCAGAAUUAACCCUCUGCCCCCUAAGAGUGGUUAGC